Molecule: messenger RNA, 2442 nt
Organism: Ostrea edulis (European flat oyster)
Lineage: Eukaryota; Metazoa; Mollusca; Bivalvia; Ostreida; Ostreidae
Product: probable ATP-dependent DNA helicase RecS
Exons: 6
Coding region: 1-723 (240 amino acids)
Biological process (GO): telomere maintenance; double-strand break repair via homologous recombination
Cellular component (GO): nucleus; chromosome; nucleoplasm
Molecular function (GO): four-way junction helicase activity; nucleic acid binding; ATP binding
Source: RefSeq, a predicted model, not a curated record
AUGACGUGGAGACAGAAAGUUGACGAUCUGCUGCGGGUACACAAUUUCCCGGUCAAAUUAAAAGAAGAACAGAUAGAGAUACUUUCUGCAGUGUUUGAGGGAAAGGAUGUGUUUGCCCAGCUUCCUACUGGCUAUGGAAAAAGCCUGAUUUACACACUCAUCCCACUUCUGCUGGACAAACUUCACGUGGAAUGCAAGCACACAAUUCUUGUAAUUUCUCCUUUGCGAGCUUUAAUGCAGGAUCAGGUGCAAUCACUGAAUGCCCACAAUGUGAAAGCUAGAGCUCUUUUGGACACCACUUCAUUGGAAGAACUUGAAGGUAGCAGCAUUUUAUUUUCCUCCCCUGAAGCUGCAGUAUUGCCGAAAUGGAAGAAAAUAAUUAGGAAAACAGCUAUUUCAGUUGUUGUGUUUGAUGAGGCUCACUGCAUAUCACAAUGGGGUCUUGACUUUAGACCAGACUACCGAAAGGUAUCCACAUUGCAGAGUUGGCUGUCUGCUCCAACUCUUGUGUUGACUGCCACUGCUACAGCAGAUAUCCAGAAAGACAUAUAUGAAGUGUUGGGGAUGACCGAGGACAGCACUAAAGUCAUUGCUCUUUUACCAGACAGGUAUCAUCCCUUGAAGUUGCUGCCAUUUUGUUGUCCCAUUAACCCGAGCAUUUUGAGCAUCAUUUACCCGUUCACAACUCAAGCCAUCAGCAUGAAGGGGUAUUAUCAAGGGUGAACCAUCCGGUUUCAUUGGAACAUAUUUAUGACAGUUGUGAAUAUUGAUGAGGAAUAUGCCACAAAAUCUUAUCCUCCAUUUCAUUAAAAAAUGGUAUCCUUUUGCAAAGUAUUCUUUCAACAAGCACUGUCAUCUGUGACCUUAAGUCCACUUCAUCCAAUUCACAGGGAAGCAAUUUGAACAGAGGAAUAUUCAGAAUAUCAUCUGGAGAGGGUUGUUCAUCACUGAGGUGAAGAGUGUUGAUGCGAUCUAAGGCUGCAUAUGCUUGCACCAUAUUGAACAUCUUAUUCUUUUUGUCCCUUGUCUGGUGCCUGACUGUAGUUUUUUGAUUAACGUUAUCAAAGCAGACAGAAAAACAUGGUUUUCCUGGAAUAAAGGCAGGUAUCAGUGGAAAGAACAUUCAUAGAAAGUCUGCUUCACAAAUGUUAUUUGUGUGUUUCAAUAAUUAUAAAAUAUUCAGACUUUAAACAAAACAUUACCUCGAGGUUCUGAUACGUUGUCAGAAGACGUGCUUAACCUACUACUUGGGUCAUCAGAAUCACUAGUUAAUGAUUGCCUCCUAAGUAGUGGAAUGACAGGUUGACGCAUAGGUGACUGAGAAUGUCGCACAGGUGAUUGAGCAGGUGUGUCCACUGACAUUGGUGUUGAGCUCUCUGCAUAUGGAAUAGUGUCUGCUGUGGAAAUAUCUGAUGGUAGGAGUAAAUGAUCCGUGAUUGAACUUCGCCAUUCAAAGACUGUAGAAUCAAAAUUUCUCCUGAUCCUGUCUACUGCAUUCAUAGUACCAUGAAUACCAACACACAGUCCCAAAUGAUUGAAUCGGCUAAACAACUAAAAUGACAAAACACAUAUUUUUGAACAUUGAAAUGAAUUCAGUUACUGAUAAUAAUUAACAUAUUAAUUUCCAUAUACAUGCUUCUCCUAAUGAAAUAUAUUGCAACUUUAUUAUUUAAUUUAAUUUCUAUUUUACCUGACGUUUACAACUUGCAAGCCACAUUUGUAGGGCAUUUAACUCCUGCAAGUUUGCCAUUUUCUUCGGUUUUGUUUGGUAUGCCAGAAUGGACAUGACUGUGCCUAUGGUAGGUGCAGCUGAAAUAUGGGGUCUACCUCGUAGUGUCAUUGUCUCCAUUGUUCCUUUUGAUGUCAGAGCGCCAAGUAAACAAGCACUGAGUAGAGGACAAUGCACCUUCAUCUCAUCAAGGAAAUCAUUCCAUCUAAACUCUUUCCACUGUUGAAUUCCUUUAUGUGCUCCAAACUUUGAAUUACUUUGUUUCAAGAAAAUUCCCAUCUCAUCCUGAACAGCCUCUUUAGUGAGGGAGUAGAUAGCUUUCAGGGCUCCAGAUCUUGUGCUCAUUAGCAGUUUUAAUCCCCUCCUAUACUGUCGCAGUCUGAGAUAAGUCAAUGCCCUAUUGACAUCUACCUCUGCCUUUGUUAGCUAAAAAAUAUUGAUAUUCUAUAUUAUGAGAUUGAUCACUGAACAUUAUCUUCACCUUUUAUUAUGUCAGUAUGUUAAAUGAACAAAAUGUGUUUUUGAAACAGUAUCAUAUUUUGUACUUAUCUGAACAUUUAACUUAGAUGCAUGACAUUAUGUUUCAAAACAAGCAUAUACUGUUUACCUUUUUUCUUUUAAUCUGUGGGUAUUGUGUCUGAAACAUGCUCUCACCACUUCCUGAUGGUACCUCUUGUGACUAUGUAACAUAGAAAUAAAUCUUUGUUUUCAUA